This is a messenger RNA of Ectocarpus siliculosus, 1708 nucleotides long. NCBI's taxonomy places the organism in Eukaryota, Phaeophyceae, Ectocarpales, Ectocarpaceae. The record is from the annotation of a GenBank genome assembly.
CUAGGGAACCGGGGUGGCGGUGGGAAAAGGGCCCAAAAAACUGUUCCGUUUCACCAUGCGCCAGGCGCAGCGACGGUCUUUGUGGGCCCCGGUAGCAACGACGGUCGCUCUCGCUCUCGGUGUCACGAACGUACGACCUGGAAUGGCUUUCGCGGCGAGAGUUCUGGUUACCGGCGGCGCUGGCUACAUCGGAUCCCACACAUGCGUGGAGCUCAUCAAGGCCGGGGAAAAGGUGGUGGUCGUGGACGACUUGAGCAACGCUGUUGAGGAAUCCCUCAACAGGGUGCGAGAACUCACCAAAUGCGACGACGACCAGCUAGUGUUCCGCAAGGUGAACCUGCUGGAUCAACCAGCGCUGGAGAGCGUGUUCAACGACUACGAGUUCGACUCCUGCGUGCACUUUGCAGGGCUAAAGGCUGUGGGAGAGAGCGUCGCCAAGCCACUCCUCUACUACAGGAACAACAUCGAGGGCACUCUCAACCUCGUGGAGUGUAUGCAGAAGCAGCCGGGGUGCCGCAAGCUUGUCUUCUCUUCUUCGGCGACGGUGUAUGGGGAGCCGGACAAGCUCCCACUCGACGAGAGCAGCAGCGUUGGCGUGGGCAUCACCAACCCGUAUGGGAGAACCAAGUACAUGAUUGAGGAAAUCCUGAGGGACAUGUCAAAGUCAGACCCAUCGUGGGAUAUCCUGCUAUUGCGGUACUUCAACCCCAUCGGAGCGCACGAGAGCGGUAGGAUGGGAGAGGACCCGGAAGGCAUCCCGAACAACCUCAUGCCCUUCGUGGCACAGGUGUGCGUGGGGAGGAGGGAGUUUCUGAGCGUGUUCGGGGACGACUACGGGACCCCCGACGGGACUGGAGUUAGGGAUUACAUCCACGUGAUGGAUCUCGCAGAGGGGCACGUGGCUGCCGUCAGAAAGUUGAGAGAGUCGUGCACAGGCUGCGCGGCGGUCAACCUGGGGACAGGGUCGGGGUACUCGGUGAUGGAUGUGGUGAAGGGGAUGGAGGAAGCUUGCGGGAACCCCAUCCCGUACAAGGAGCAGGUGAUGCCGCGGAGAGCGGGAGACGUGGAAGCCAUGUACGCAGACCCGUCCCUAGCUAAGAGCAUGCUCGGGUGGACUGCGAAGCGUGGCCUUAAGGACAUGUGCACGGACACGUGGAGAUGGCAGAGCGCCCACCCCAACGGCUAUAAGUAGCCCAACCGCUCUUAGCCCACAAGCCUCGCAAGUACUAUGCCUAUAGAGUCAUUCAUAGACACCAGGAGUGCCGAGUGCCGAUCGCACGUCCUUAGAAUAGUGAUACUACGUACAUGUUUCGUUUUUUCAACCCCAUUCAGUGUUUUUGCCGGUAACACAACCCAUCCUGCGCAAUGUUCUCAGUUCGUACUGUUGUGUUGUUAAGUUUUUUGUGUUAGGACGUCGACUUUGGAUGUUUUUUUUUCGUCCACGAGGCGUUCCGGUGGCAUUGCAUUAGCCUCGGCACACAGCGCACGGUAGGUCGAUAGUACGAGCGACGACUCUAUUAAAGUAGUUUGGUGGAUGAUACGAAACUGUUGUUGCACUCUACAGUGCAGAUUGCCUUUUCCCUGUCGCAUGCCGACGCAUACACUACCGGCUUGUUGAUACCCCGGUUUGAGUGGGCUUGACAAAAGUUACAAAAACACGUCUAGAGUAGCUACGAAAUACGGUGCUGAUUUUGUCCCGCGGGUGGAA